GCCUGCUGGAGGAGGAGGAUGACGAGGAGGGCGACGUUUGCCGCAUCUGCCUGGUCGUGGGCGGCUGCCCCCUCAACCCACUGCUGGAGCCCUGCAGGUGUGUGGGCAGCCUGCAGUUCGUGCACCACGACUGCCUCAAGAAGUGGCUGCAGGCCAAGGUCAUGUCAGGGGCCUCUCUCGAUGCCGUCACCACCUGUGAGCUCUGCAAACACAACCUCAAGCUGGACUUUGACAACUUUGACGUUCACGAGUUUCACCGCAAGCAGGCCGCCACCCAGGUAGAGGAGCAGAUGAAUAACUCCAGCCUGUACAUGGCCGUUCUCCUUCACCUCUACGAGCAGCGCUUCACUGAGCUCAUGCGGCUGCUGGGCGGCAGCAGCACCGGCUUCCAGUUUCCCAGGGCCGACUCGCAGACCGGAGAAGACGCCAGCGACACUCAAAAUAGCGACUCGGAGGAGGAGGAGGCGCAGGAGGAGGAGGAGGAGGAGGGUGGUGAGCUGCGGACCCACCGUACCCUCUCACACCGGGGCAGGCUGCUGACGUUUCAGUCCAGGGACACGUAAUGGAGGAGGCUGGCCUGCUAGAGUACUGUAUGGACCAUGCGCUAUGCAAUCCACUGUUUUCUUUUGAUAAAGUGCCUCGCAGGAGGUGUGGAACCUUUCCGGAG
Messenger RNA from Amblyraja radiata (thorny skate), 667 nucleotides. Its product is annotated as E3 ubiquitin-protein ligase MARCH7-like. The coding region runs from base 162 to 563 and encodes 133 amino acids. The record is from RefSeq and is a predicted model, not a curated record. Lineage: Eukaryota; Metazoa; Chordata; Chondrichthyes; Rajiformes; Rajidae. The transcript has 5 exons.